CAUUUCCCAAUUUGCUCGCCCAAGACCACUUCAUCGCCAUAUACAACCUAAGAUGCGUGUGUGUGCCAUUCUGCUUGCUGUUGCAGUCACUGUACUCGCUAGCUCGAAUGCUCUUUCCUUCACCGGUGCCACGAGGCUUGCAACACUCUCCAGAACCACCACUAACUACGUGGAGCAGUCAGCUGUUGCUGCUCAGGGUCAAACCAGUAUCCAGCGGCGUUUGCGGAAAUAUGAGACCGUAAAUGACGACAGCGAACUGGAGCAAGAUUCGGAAGAGGAGGCGAGAGGCUUCGUGCCGGAAAGUCUGACAAGCCUCGUUCAGAAGUUCAAGACGGUCGGUGGAAAUGUGUUGCUCAAGACCAAAACCUUGGCUCAACUGAAAAAAAUUGAGGAAAAGAUGGAUGCGAAACGAUUGAAGGCGCUUACUGAUUUGGAUGAGAAGAAGGGAUACAAUCCAACCACACUAAGACACGCCAUCGACAACGACCCGCCCAAGGGGUUGACGAGUCAAGACGCGGACCAACUCAUGGAGGAUUUCACUUUCUAUUGGAGAGUCUUCCAUCCCCAAGAGUAAGAAACUGAGCAAACUCAGCAAGCAACGGAGCUAGCCGCCGAAAGGGGGAGCGUUUACGACGAAUCGUCUUCAAUGCGGUUGUCGCCGACGACAAUCGUAUCCAAAAUUAGGGUAAUGAUAUUCCCAAAUUACUUUUACACCUUUUCGUUCUUUUACUUUGUGGACUUGUGGAUAGUAUUUUAAUAGAUACUGUGUUGGAACGUUGUGACAA
Molecule: messenger RNA, 785 nt
Organism: Phytophthora nicotianae INRA-310
Lineage: Eukaryota; Oomycota; Peronosporomycetes; Peronosporales; Peronosporaceae
Exons: 1
Coding region: 53-574 (173 amino acids)
Source: RefSeq, a predicted model, not a curated record